GAGGUUCCUCCGCCCCCUCCGGACAUCGACGGGGCCCCGGCGUAUGCUGUUCGAGCCUUACUGGACUCGAGGCGUCGGGCGAGGGGCCUUCAGUACCUCAUGGAGUGGGAGGGGUACGGUCCAAGAGAUGCUGGGUGCCGGUAGAGGACAUUUUGGACCCUUCGUUGCUACUGGAGUUCCACCGUCUCCAACCGGAUUGCCCUGCGCCUCGGCCUCCAGGUCGUCUCCGAGGUCGGUGUCGGCGCGCGGCGAGGGGAGGUACAGUAUGGACCCAGCGUAUCAUCACCCUGUUGUUUGAGGAUGAUUUCCCAGAGGAGGCUAACCAGACCACCUUUGUGAGGAUGCCCUGGCUGGAGAUCCUGGAGAAGGGGAAGACCUACACCGAGAGACCCUCUCCACGCCUCUUCUGCUCCCAUCUACACCAGCAACUUAUGCCCAAGGGCCUGCAGAAGAAGAGGGCCAAAGUAAUCUAUGUGACCAGGAACCCUAAAGACAUCAUGGUGUCCUACUUCCACUUCUCUAAGUUCAUGAAGAAUCUGGACAGUCCAGAACACUAUGACGAGAUGCUGGACAAGUUCUUCUGUGGAUGGAUGCUUGGUGGCUGCUGGUUCGACCAUGUCAGAGGAUGGUACAACAACCAGGACAAAUACAACAUCCUGUUCCUCAGCUAUGAAGAGAUGAUCAAGGACCUGAGAUCGGUGGUAGAGCGUCUGGCUGAGUUUGUCGGGAAGAGCCUAUCUGAUGCAGCUAUAGACAGCAUAGUGGAGAAAGUCACCUUCAAUAACAUGAAGAAAGAUGACAAGGCCAACUAUGAGUUCUUGCCUGAGAUCGGCAAUGACAAGAAGAAGGGAAAGUUCCUACGCAAAGGUACCAUAGGAGACUGGAAGAACUCAUUGACGGUGGCUCAGAGUGAACGCUUUGACCAGAUCUAUCAGGAGAGGAUGAAGGACCUGUCUCUCAACUUCGUCUGGGACAUCACAGAGCUUCACGGCUGAUACAGACACACAGUGGUGGUUCUAGUUAGUAUGUGGUUUUCACAUAAAUAUGGUUCCCAAUCAGAGACAACGAGAAUCACCUGACUCUGAUUGAGAACCGCCUCAGGCCCCCAUAGACUAUGCUAGAAAACCCCACUAAGCCACAAUCUCAAAACCUACGAAAAAAAAAACAUACAUAAACACAACACAAAAUAACCCCAUGUCACACCCUGGCCUGACCAAGUAAAUAUAGAAAACACAAAAUACUAAGACCAGGGCGUGACAGUAUGGCUCCUUGGCCCCCCCCCCAAAAAAGCAUCAUUCAGCACUAAAUAAAUUACAACAUAUAAAAAUACUAAAAUAAGACUCAUAAAUAUCAAAAAGUAACAAAGACAAAUAUAAACAAAUUGCACCAAUCAUAUAUCACACAAAUACACAAAGAGAAUAACACAUGCUGCCCCCGGCAAGAUGCAGCACCAUGCUGCCCCCGGCAAGAUGCAGCCCCAUGCUGCCCCCGGCAAGAUGCAGCCCCAUGCUGCCCCCGGCAAGAUGCAGACCCAUGCUGCCCCCGGCAAGAUGCAGACCCAUGCUGCCCCCGGCAAGAUGCAGCCCCAUGCUGCCCCCGGCAAGAUGCAGACCCAUGCUGCCCCCGGCAAGAUGCAGACCCAUGCUGCCCCCGGCAAGAUGCAGCCCCAUGCUGCCCCCGGCAAGAUGCAGACCCAUGCUGCCCCCGGCAAGAUGCAGCCCCAUGCUUCCCCCGGCAAGAUGCAGCCCCAUGCUGCCCCCGGCAAGAUGCAGACCCAUGCUGCCCCCGGCAAGAUGCAGACCCAUGCUGCCCCCGGCAAGAUGCCGCCCUGGGCGGCUGCCCAUGUCACCUAUGCCUAAAUCCUCCACUGCAUACACCAUACUUUCUCUCUCUCACUCUCUCACUCACUCACAAACACAAAUACAUUCUCUCUCUCUCUCUCUCUCUCACACACACACACACACACACACACCUUAAAUAUUAUUUCCAUGAACUGUUAAAUUUAGUUCCACAAAUAUCCUACUCUUUUAAUAAUGUGAAUAAAAAUGAAAUAUAUUCAUUUAAUUAAAAUACUCAUGCAAAUAUAAUCGGUAUAAUAUACUUCAUUACAUUAAAAUGGAAUAUUGUAGUAA
This is a messenger RNA of Oncorhynchus kisutch (coho salmon), 2132 nucleotides long. RefSeq names its product amine sulfotransferase. The record is from RefSeq and is a predicted model, not a curated record. Bases 342 to 995 code for a protein of 217 amino acids. NCBI's taxonomy places the organism in Eukaryota, Metazoa, Chordata, Actinopteri, Salmoniformes, Salmonidae. Gene Ontology annotation, molecular function: sulfotransferase activity. The transcript is spliced from 6 exons.